AUUUAUUCAUUAUACCUAUAUUAGUCAUAUAAAUUAGUACAAUUUUGAAUUUUAAAUACUUGAAGGUUUUAGAUAGACAAUAAAGAAAUAGACUAUGAUAAUAGUCAUAGUAAAAUUGUUGUAGAUAAUAGAUAUAAUAUUAUAGUUAGGUAUAUACCUACUUUGAUUGUUUAAUUUUUUGAAUUCUUUUUUAUUUACUUAUAUAUCUGUACAUCUGUUUCAAACGCAUACAGGUGUGAUUUAGAUAACACGUCCCGUGUAUUAAGAUAAACAAGUUUGAAACUGUACUUGUGUUUGAAUUUGAAAACAUAAAGCUGAUAAGAUAUUGAAAAUGGAAACUCUGAAACCUAAAUGUGUAUACCAAGAAGAACGUUGGACACGUUCCUUGAUUACAAUUGACAAUUUACCAGACAAUUUUGAACAUUUAAAAGUUAAUAACCAUUCCAAAAUCCGAAACAUGCUUGGUUUUGCAAUAAAAAGUUUUGAACACUCUAAUCAUCUAGUAUGUAGUGCCAGUGGUCCAUCAGUUAACAAGGCUGUAACAUGUGCAGAAAUAUUGAAACGACAGAUGCCCGAGCUUAAACAAGUCACUGGUAUUGGAUAUAGAAAUGUAAGAAUGAUUAAGGAUGAGAUGAUUGAUGGUAAAGUCUCUCAAUCAAUUACUACAAGAAGAUUACCUUCAAUCCAUAUUCUUUUAUCCAAAAACCAUCUUCAUCCUAAUUUACCUGGAUACCAGGGAGCUGACAAAGUAUCAGAUCAUGUUAGUAGACCAGUGCCUCGCAAAACAUUUGAAAAGAAUGAUUACCGCGGUACUAAGGAGAGUAAAAUUAUGGCUCUUUAAUUGAAGUUGUUCCAUCUUCUUCAGUUCGUAUACCUUGCAUAAUUGCAUCAGGCAUAGGCACAAUCAGGUUUUCUUUUGCCAUUAAGCUGUAUUUGAUCACAAAUUUUGUAAACCUCUGGCAUAAGUAUGUUUCAUUCUGUAAUAUUUUAUCAUUUUACACAAUUAUAAUCUAUUACAUAAUUAUUGAUACAUAUUGUAUUUGUAACUACUUUUAAUGAAAUAAUAAUUUUAUAUUUUGAAUACUUUACCUCAAAUUUAUUAUAAAUGUUUUGAUGAUGGUAGUAUGCAUGGGAAAAUAUCCUAUAUACUCGUCGACAAACAGAUCCCAAUUUCGCCACCGAUGAUUCCUUAAUAUUAACCCUAAAAUAAAUAAUACUUUUAAAAUUUUAUAUUUUAUUAAUUAAUUAACUGUUGAUUUUUAGUUUUAAACAUUAAAAUAAAACUUAUGUACUAUUAUAUUAUAACAUACAAGGUUGUAAAAAAAAAAACUAUCAUUGGUAGCUUUUAUUUAUAUUAUAACAGUAUACUAAAGUACAAAUCUUUAUAACUUAUAUGUAGCAAAAUGUAUUUUAUCAUAUAUUUAAGUAAAAUAUUUUAAUGUAAGCCGAUACUUGAAAAUAAAAUUUCAAUAUAUCUAA
This is a messenger RNA of Aphis gossypii (cotton aphid), 1479 nucleotides long. It is a transcript of the gene Rpp25, whose product is annotated as ribonuclease P protein subunit p25. Gene Ontology annotation, molecular function: RNA binding. The coding region runs from base 332 to 841 and encodes 169 amino acids. Lineage: Eukaryota; Metazoa; Arthropoda; Insecta; Hemiptera; Aphididae. Gene Ontology annotation, biological process: tRNA 5'-leader removal. The record is from RefSeq and is a predicted model, not a curated record. The transcript is spliced from 5 exons. Gene Ontology annotation, cellular component: ribonuclease MRP complex.